Messenger RNA from Vairimorpha ceranae, 1482 nucleotides. Its product is annotated as protein disulfide isomerase. The record is from RefSeq and is a predicted model, not a curated record. Lineage: Eukaryota; Fungi; Microsporidia; Nosematidae. The coding region runs from base 1 to 1482 and encodes 493 amino acids. Gene Ontology annotation, cellular component: endoplasmic reticulum. Gene Ontology annotation, molecular function: protein disulfide isomerase activity. The transcript has a single exon.
AUGUUGUUAAUAUUUCUAUUACACUUUAGUUUGCAGGUUGUAGUCGAACAAUGUGCAGUUGAAAGUUCAGGAUUUGUUCUUUUAGACUACUAUCAAAAAUGGUGUCCUGCCUGCCAAAAGCUUGAUCCCGUGCUUGAAGAAAUCGAUAAUACACUUGAAAGAAAUGGUUAUGAUAUUACUGUUCAAAAAGUUGAUUGUAACAAUUGCGAAUUUAAUAAAGAAGAUAUCAAGUCAUUUCCGACAGUUGUUCUAAAAAACAAUGGUAACGAAGUAGCGAGAUUUUCUGGUUACAAAUCAUAUAAAGAACUGGGUGAGUUUUUAUCUACGCACUCUGAUGUUGAUAAAUCCAUUUUCGAUAAUCACAUAGAAAGUAAACCAGCAGAAUUACUUGAACUAAUCGAUUCAGAUAUGUAUCAAGGACUUGAUGGCCCAUGGAUUGUUUACUUUUACUACAAGGAUCCUUCAAAAUUUGAAUCUACUAUGUUAGAAUUAGAAAAAAUUUAUAACGGAAAAAUCAACUUCGGUAAAAUAAGUUAUGAACAAUCUAAAGAUUUAAUACAUCAAUAUAACAUAAAAAGUUAUCCUGCAAUUUACGGUAUUUUUAAUGGUCUUAUGGUCCCUUUUCUAGAGGCAGUAAAUUUAAACGAAUUGUCAAAAUUUGCAGAUAAAUUAAUUGCGCCUAGUUUUAGAAAACUAAAAUUAGCUGACUUUAAACAAGAAAUACAACUACUGGAACACGGUGAACCACUUUAUCUUGUAUUUCAUACAAAUCAAUCAAAAGCUAAUCAAUAUUUUGCUGAACAUGCUCACAAAUAUAAAUUUAAAACAAAAAUUUUUAAUACUGAUGAUGCAGCAUUAUUUUCGAUGGCUUCGAUAUUUCCGUCAUCGAAAACAGAAAAGCAAAAUCUUACCGAUUCUGACGCAAUAAAAUUAGGAGUUUAUAAAAACGGUCGAUUUUAUGAAUAUAAAGGAGAUAUUUCUAAUGAAAAUGAUAUUGCCGCAUGGUUAUUUCAUACACAUUUCAGCUACGUAACAGAGAUCAAAAGCUCAACUUUUACUUCUAUCUUUAAUGGAUAUAAGCCUGCCAUGGUUUUAUUAACAAAGGGUGAACAAUUUAUAAAAGAAUUUAAUGAAUUUUCUGCAGACAGACAUUUAGGGGCUCCUUUUAUACACAUCCUAUUUGCUGUUUUAAAUACUAAUGAAUACGAAAAUUUUGUUCCAUCAUUGCUUCCAAAAAUGACCGUGCCCAAUCUUGUUGUUUAUGAUCCAACUACUAAACAGUUUAGACAUACGGACAUGAAUUUAACAAAAGAAACGUUCAAAGAAAGCGCUAUGAAAAUGUUAAAAAUAUAUGAAGAAGGUAAGUUACAGCUAUAUCCUCGUCCGCCGUCUCAUAAGAAAUAUUAUUUGCUUGCAGUAGGAUUUGUUAUAUUAGGUGCGCUAUUUAUAGCAAAAUCAAGUAAGAACAAAAAAAGAGUCUAA